UUAAAGAAAUUCUCACGGCUCUAUGAGCUUAUAUAUUGUACUAAGCACAUAUCGUUAAAUGACGAGCUUUCGUACCGGAUUUUCAAGACAGCAAAGAACAUGCUCAUCAAGGAUUUUGCCAGCUUCUUAGGCGACGAGGAUUGUGUGGUUCCUGUCAUAGACCGCGGAUGCGUACAAACAGACAUGGGUGGUGGCCAGGCACCAGUUACUCCAGAGCAAGCCAUCAGUGGAGUGACUAAAGUGAUCGAU
Messenger RNA from Zychaea mexicana, 249 nucleotides. RefSeq lists its product as uncharacterized. The annotation marks the transcript as partial. The transcript has a single exon. NCBI's taxonomy places the organism in Eukaryota, Fungi, Mucoromycota, Mucoromycetes, Mucorales, Lichtheimiaceae. The record is from RefSeq and is a predicted model, not a curated record.